AUGGGUGGCACUGACACGCCCGCGCUGAGGCGGGGAAAGUGGACGAUGAUGAAGGAGGUGGAGACCGUAGGAGGAGCGGGUCACAGACACAAUACAGGCAGAGGGACGAGAACUGAAGCUGAGAGUCGGGUCAACAUAAGAGCUGAAGCUGAGAGUCGGGUCAACAUAAGAGCUGAAGCUGAGAGUCGGGUCAACAUAAGAGCUGAAGCUGAGAGUCGGGUCAACAUAAGAGCUGAAGCUGAGAGUCGGGUCAACAUAAGAACUGAAGCUGAGAGUCGGGUCAACAUAAGAGCUGAAGCUGAGAGUCGGGUCAACAUAAGAGCUGAAGCUGAGAGUCGGGUCAACAUAAGAACUGAAGCUGAGAGUCGGGUCAACAUAAGAGCUGAAGCUGAGAGUCGGGUCAACAUAAGAGCUGAAGCUGAGAGUCGGGUCAACAUGAGAGCUGAAGCUGAGAGUCGGGUCAACAUAAGAGCUGAAGCUGAGAGUCGGGUCAAGAUAAGAGCUGAAGCUGAGAGCCAACAACCAGAACUAAGUCAAUAG
Molecule: messenger RNA, 540 nt
Organism: Procambarus clarkii (red swamp crayfish)
Lineage: Eukaryota; Metazoa; Arthropoda; Malacostraca; Decapoda; Cambaridae
Source: RefSeq, a predicted model, not a curated record